AUGUCUGGUGAUACCUACAAUCACGUUCAAUCGCGCUACGGGUUUGUUGCCAAAUACAGUGAUAACAUCCAGCAUAGAGAAGUGGAAAAGAAUGUCUCCAGGGCAUUCGGCUACACUGCGGAGGAUCUUAAGGGCGAAACGGUUCUGGAUCUUGGCAGUGGCAGCGGCAUUGAUGUGCUUCUGGCGGCUCGUAAAGUUGGCCGCAAUGGACAGGCCAUCGGCAUUGACAUGACAAAAAAGAACAUCCAAAAGGCAGGCCUGUCCAAUGCAAAGAUCAUCGAAGCCAAUGUCAACUGCAUACCGCUGCCUGACUCCAGCAUUGACUGCAUUAUCAACAACUGUGUUAUCAACUUGGUGCCGGCGACAGACAGAGAGGCCGUUUUUAAAGAGAUUGACCGACUCCUCAAGCCAGGUGGAAGAGUAGCAAUCGGUGAUAUCCUGGCUAGGAAACCGCUCCCGGAUACCAUUACCAAAAACAUGGCUCUUUAUGUUGGGAGAUACGGCAAAAUGGCGUAUUCCGUUACUGCUCAACCUGGGCCUAGUAUCCCCUCAUUCAUUAACACAUUCCCAUCUCUCGCAAUAUCUGAGAGCGAGGAUGACUCCAAUAUUCGCCAUAAAUAUCGCCCCUUUCUUCUCGACGACGGCGCAUCUGACGACUGGGUCAACAAGUUAGAGUUAACAAUCGCCAUGGAGAUGGCAGCGCAGGAGCUGCGACAAUCAAACAACAGAUUGAAAGUGCUAGUGUUGUACGGCAGUCUCCGCCAAAGGUCUUAUUCGCGUCUCGUGGCAUUGGAAGCUAGCAGGAUUCUGUUCCGCCUAGGGUGCGAUGUCCGCGUGUUCAAUCCCGACGGUUUACCAGUCAAAAAUGAUACCGAUCACGACCAUCCUAAGGUGCAGGAACUCCGAGACCUCAGUAAAUGGAGCGAUGGGCAUGUUUGGAUAUCGCCUGAACAGCAUGGCAACCUGACCGCCGUAUUCAAAAAUCAGAUCGAUUGGAUCCCGUUAACCACAGGCAGCGUGCGUCCCACACAGGGCCGGACGCUUGCUAUCGCGCAAGUAUGUGGCGGGUCGCAAUCGUUCAAUGCUGUCAAUUCCCUGCGGAUACUCGGCCGGUGGAUGCGCAUGUUUACAAUUCCCAAUCAGUCAUCUAUCCCGAAGGCAUAUACCCAUUUCCCAGAUGAAGGUCAACCGGGGGACCAGAGACUUCUCCCUAGUGGUAACCGGGACCGGUUGGUUGAUUGUAUGGAGGAGUUCGUGAAAUAUACCAUCCUCAUGCGACCUCACCUGGACCUUUUUGGUGAUCGGUUCAGCGAGCGGGAAGAGAAGCGGAUCAAGGAGAUGAAGGAACGCGCCAAACAAGCAUAA
Aspergillus costaricaensis CBS 115574 is the source of this 1365-nucleotide messenger RNA. RefSeq names its product arsenic resistance protein ArsH. Bases 1 to 1365 code for a protein of 454 amino acids. The record is from RefSeq and is a predicted model, not a curated record. Lineage: Eukaryota; Fungi; Ascomycota; Eurotiomycetes; Eurotiales; Aspergillaceae. Gene Ontology annotation, molecular function: oxidoreductase activity. The transcript is spliced from 6 exons.